Molecule: messenger RNA, 4068 nt
Organism: Pocillopora verrucosa
Lineage: Eukaryota; Metazoa; Cnidaria; Anthozoa; Scleractinia; Pocilloporidae
Source: RefSeq, a predicted model, not a curated record
AUGACAGAAGCAGCUGAAGCAUCCAUAGUUGUGCCACCAGCGCCGACUCAAGUUUUUAUUCCCCCGUCAAAUUUGCCCCCGCCGAAAGCGCUUAAUUUUGACGACAAUUUAGCCACCGCAUGGAAAUCGUGGAAAGCAGCGUGGCAGCGCUACGAAAUCGCUACUGGUGUAUAUAAACAAGAGGGCAUAGUUCGUGUGUCGACAUUACUAAGCAUUAUAGGCGAGGAUGGCGUCAGAGCCCACGAUACCUUUAUUUGGAACGAAGACGAAAACGCAGACGACAUUUCACAAGUCCUGAAGAAGUUCGACGAAUUCUGCAUUCCUAGGACACAGGUCAUAUAUGAACGCUAUAGGUUCAACAACCGAAACCAGGAACCAGGCGAAAACAUCUCGACGUAUCUUACGGAGCUUCGAACGAUCGCAAAAAACUGUGCACACGAUACAAUCACACCAGAUGAAAUUUUGCGUGGCCUCGUGCUAGGCAUACGGGAUGAUCGCGUCCGCGAGAGACUUCUCCGUUUGAAUGAUUUAUCUCUCCUACAAGCAGUUGACAUUAUUAAGUCGUCAGAACAGACCCAACAGCAAGUAAAGCUAAUGGCUGGAGGAGACACUGCAGUUCAUGCGUUACGGAAGGCGGGAUCGGCAGAAAAACCUGAAGAAGAACGACAACUUAAGUCACAAGCAUUUAGAAGACCGUCUAAAGAAUGUGGAAAUUGCGGAAUGGUGCAUGGACGUCAUUGUCCCGCGUAUGGAAGAACAUGUUUUAACUGUGGGAGUAUGAAUCAUUUUGCGAAUAAAUGUCGCGCUAAUCCCCGAGGAGUGAAAAGUAGAGUUUCGGCGGUCCACGAAGCCGUCGACAUGGGAAACGACCCCUACUACAUUGGUGCUACUACUAGUAAGAGCAAAGGCCAGGAAAAAUUGGCAGUGGUCAAACUCCACAUUUAUGGGCCAGAUCCCAAGACAGAAGUCCAGUUUCAAAUAGAUAUGGGGUCGCAGUGCGACAUUCUCCCGGCCCAAUUAUACAAGCAAAUCACUGGGGACACCCUCCUUCAUCGCCUCAAACCAUGCCAAAAGGAAAUAGUCUCGUACACAGGGGAUCGCCGCAAAAUUGCUGGUAAAGCUACCCUGCCUGUGUGGUCCCGUGGACAGCGGAGGUCAAUGGAGUUUAACAUCUUAGACGGAGACUAUCAACCGAUUUUAUCAUUGAACACCAGCCUCAAUCUUGGCUUUGUGAGUUUGAAUAAUUGUGACGUCCUAGCAUUACACGUCAAGUGUCCCAAAGCCUCCUUGCUCGAAGAGUAUGAGGACGUAUUCGACGGAUUAGGGGCCCUACCGGGAACAUACAAAAUAGCCAUAGACGAACAGGCGCAACCAGUUGUCCACGCACCGAGGCGACUGCCAGUAGCCUUGCGUCCAUGCAUCAAAAACAAGCUGGACGAACUUGUUGAUCGUAAAGUUAUUAUUCCAGUAACAGAACCGACGCAGUGGGUAUCCAGCAUGUUGGCCAUAGUGAAGCCAAACAAAGUACGCAUCUGUAUUGACCCAAGAGAUUUAAAUCGUGCCAUUCGGCGAGAGCAUUACCAGUUGCCGACUAUCGAUGAAGUGGCCUCCCGCUUAACAGGUGCCAAGAAAUUUACUCUUUGUGACGCCAAGGAUGGUUUCCACCAAAUCCUCUUAGACGAUGCUUCUAGUUUCCUGACAACGUUCAAUACGCCUUUUGGGCGUUAUAGAUGGGCCCGCAUGCCUUUUGGUAUCUCAAGUGCGCCUGAAGUUUGGCAGCGACGCAUGCAUGAAUUCGUAGAAAAUUUAGAAGGAGUUGAAGUUAUCGCUGACGACUUCCUCAUCGCUGGAUUUGGCGAAACUGACGCAGAGGUCAACUCGAGCCUUGAAAAGAACGAACGUGCGUUCUUCAAGAAAUGCCGGGAGUGGAACCUCAAGCUCAACAAACUCAAGCUGAAAAGAUCUCAAACCGAAGUGCGUUUCAUGGGCCACCUCUUGACUCCUGAUGGUCUAAAGGCAGACCCAGCCAAAGUUGAAGCUAUUUUGGAUAUGCCACCGCCGACUGAUGUGAAAGGCCUGAAGAGGUUUUUGGGGAUGCAUGAGAAAGCAUUUACCACAGUCAAAGAAUACUUGGCCAAGGCCCCGGUACUGAAAUACUAUGAUGUUACUGAAGAAGUGACAAUCCAAUGCGAUGCCAGCAUAACGGGUCUAGGUGCAGUACUGAUGCAAAAGGGUCAGCCCGUUGCCUUUGCCUCGCGAGCUCUGACCGACACCGAAACGCGUUACGCUCAAAUCGAGAAAGAGCUCCUCGCCAUAGUGUGGUCAACCGACAAGUUCAAUCAAUACAUACUGGGACGCGAAGUUGUACACAUCGAGUCUGACCACGAACCACUAAGGGCAGUUUUUACCAAGCCAAUACACAACUCACCAAAGAGACUCCAGAGAAUGCUGAUGGCCCUUCAGAAUUACUCCCUGGAUGUGCAGUAUAAAAAAGGGGAACUUAUGUGGGUAUCAGAUGCACUGAGUCGAGCAUACCGCAACACCACCGAAGCCUCCAAGCACGAUACAAGUCUGAUCUGUACACUUGCCGAGAUAGAUCAUUCAGAAAACCUCUCGAUUGCACCAUACAGGCUCGCUGAAUUCAGAAACGAGAUUGCCAGGGACCCAGUGAUGCAAAAGCUAAUCGGAGCAAUCAAGGGUGAAUGGCCAGUGUCAAGGAAGUCCUGUACCCCUGAGCUGACGCCUUACUAUGACAAACGAAGUGAGCUUAUAGAAGACAAGGGACUAGUAUUCCUGGGGGAGCGAUUGCUGGUACCCCCUUCCCUGAGAAAAGAAAUGUUGAAGCAAAUUCACCGAUCACAUAUUGGAAUCGAAGGGUGUUUACGUCGCGCUAGGGAGGUCCUCUAUUGGCCCCUCAUGAAUUCGGAAGUAAAGGACUUUCUUUCCAAAUGCUCAAUCUGCCAGUCGUACCAGCCAGAUCAGUGCCGCGAGGAAUUACAACCGUAUCCGAUCCCGUCGCGUCCCUGGUCGAUGCUAGGUGCCGAUUUUUUUGACCUUGGGCAACAACAUUUCUUUGUCCUAGUCGACUACUGGAGUGGGUUCUUUGAAGUCCAGGAGGUUAAGGUGGCCACAUCUGCUAGCGUGAUAGCUGCGUGUAAAGUACAAUUCGCCCGCCAUGGGAUACCAGACGUGCUUAUUACCGACAACGGACCUCAGUUUACGUCAUCGGUGUUCAGUGCAUUCGUGAGAGAAUGGCAGUUUGAACAUAGAACUUCGAGCCCCCGUUACCCCCAGUCAAAUGGCCGCGCCGAGAAUGCCGUGAAGACCUGCAAGAACUUGAUGACGAAAGCGAAAGCGGAUGGGCAAGACCCGCUGUUAGCCCUUCUUGAUUGGCGCAACACCCCAACAGAGGGUCUAGGAACAUCACCCGUACAGAGACUGAUGGGACGCCGCACACGCACUUUCUUACCAACCCAUGAAACGCUCCUGCGGCAGCCAUCACACCAGGAAACAGCCACCAAAUUAGCUGAGCGCAAGAAAAGACAAGCUCAACAAUACAACAAAAAGUUUCGCCCUUUAGAGGCACUAAAGUGUGGACAGGCCAUCAGGAUGCGGCUUCCCGGAAGGGAGGAAUGGAGUCUGGGGACCUGCAUGAAAGCCUUGGGGAACAGGUCUUAUGAAGUUGAAGUUUGCGGCAGGCGAUACCGACGCAACCGUCGGCAACUGCGCCUGACCCCGGAAACAGCACCACCUAUGAGUCUGGUAGAACUAACUCCGCCCGAGUCUACCCUCAAACCGGCGCCAAAUCUGACAGAGCCAGGACCUCCUCCACCGGAGUUUCAUGGCGAGACCAAAACAGAGAGAAUGCCACCUGAACAUGAGAUGGGAACUGAGCUUGAGCCACAAAGGAUUGAAACUCGUCGAAAUUGUGGGAUGUGUGUGGGUACAGAAAGUGGAGCUACGCCAUUGCUGGAAAUAAGUCCGGGGGGACAACUGCAGGCAGAAACGAUGGGUCGACCUGGGCUGUUAGGUGAUUUUAGACAGCUACGCGAAGAAAAACCUUUGUGA